Messenger RNA from Danio rerio (zebrafish), 1051 nucleotides. Lineage: Eukaryota; Metazoa; Chordata; Actinopteri; Cypriniformes; Danionidae. The record is from RefSeq and is a predicted model, not a curated record.
CAGUCUGUUUUUUAUUAUAACUUUUUUUUUAUUAAAAACAUUGACUUAUCAAAGUAUUUAUUGCAGAUUGGAAACGCCUGCAUGAAGCUUAUUUGUGAAAUGGCUCGACAAAUUGGCAAGGACAUAUACAUUGAGGACUUUUAUGUUGUCCCUGUGUGGAAAGAAACUCCUAACAACAUUGUUACUGGAUUACCGGAAGAUGCAGACUUGAAAGACCUGUUAGCCUUUCCAGCAUGGACAAAUGCCAAUGGACCAGACCGCUUUGUUGUCUGUGAAAAUUGCUUACCAAGUGGAUCAUGGGACAUGGUCUGAAAAGACUGGAUAUGAUUUUCCAGCUUUGCCACGUCAGACAAGAGGGAAUGAUUGUGGUGUUUUUGUACUCAUGUACACCCUCUCAAUGGUGUGUGGCAUUGGGUUUCAACUCCAGGAGAUGGAUAUACCUAUCAUCCGUCAGUGGUGGUGCCUUCUACUCAUGGAACGAUUUCAAAUUGAUGGCUAUGGGCACAGAUUUGCUUUCUGGACUGAGGAGGCAAGAAGUGUCUUGGAUGGAAAGAUUCUGCUCCUUUUUAGGGUGAAAAGAAAAACCACAUCCAAUCUUCCGGCACAUGUCCAAGCAGUUCAAGAUCGGGAAAGGAAUGACAAACGAUUAGUGGACUCGAUUAUCACAUCAAAAUCAGCAGAGCAGCAUUUGGUGGAUAUACUCGGUGGGAAAAGGUCAAAUUGGUUUCCACUAAAACCCCGUUCUCAAGUGCCUGUCUACAUUGAGAAUGAGCAGUCCCAGUCAAUCAUUUGUGACUACAUCAGAGGAAUUCUUAAUAAAACCAAAACACAGCUGACCUUCAAUGAUGAGGUGGAGUUCAUUUGUGGAUUUCUUCUCCCAGAGGCCAUAACUCAUGGCAUUUCCGAGUUACAAGGCUUGUCUUGGCAGGAGGCUGAAGAUGUCUUCCUCCAGGGCCCCAUUUAUCACGCAAGAGGUAACAGAAACACCCAACGUGCUGCUCGAACCCAUGACCCUGAGAUUAAGAGUCUCAUGCUCUACCGACUGAGCUAG